Astyanax mexicanus (Mexican tetra) is the source of this 1953-nucleotide messenger RNA. RefSeq lists its product as uncharacterized. Gene Ontology annotation, molecular function: DNA binding. The record is from RefSeq and is a predicted model, not a curated record. Gene Ontology annotation, biological process: transcription by RNA polymerase III. The transcript is spliced from 9 exons. Lineage: Eukaryota; Metazoa; Chordata; Actinopteri; Characiformes; Acestrorhamphidae. The coding region runs from base 85 to 1245 and encodes 386 amino acids. Gene Ontology annotation, cellular component: RNA polymerase III complex.
UAUGGAUUCAGGAAGUGGGCAGUCUCUUAGUGAAGCGGCUCUGGUUGAGGAACUGGCGGUAAUAAACAUGUUAUAAAGGAUAGGAUGGCAGAGCCCAGUGAGGGCAGCCAGUCUGGACCUUUGCGGCCACCGUUCGCACUGGGAAGAGGACUGCCGGGUCGACCGUUACUGAGCCCUCCAACUCCGGGCAGACUCACAUCUCUGCGCUCUAGGGAUCUUACGCUGGGUGGAUAUAAAAAGAAAACAUUUGUACCAAACGUCCAUUCUGUUCGCAAAAGCAAAGAUGAGUUAAAGGAAGAGGCCCACACUGCACCGAAGAAGGAGAGGAGAGAGAGAGAGGACAGGCAGAGAGAACGCAAACGAAGAGAAAGACCUCAGACUAUUCAGUCCCACUCCAUUUUUGAACAAGGUCCAGCAGACACCAUCAGGAAAAUAGGAAGUUGGGGGAGCACAAGUCUGAGCGACUGUGAUCCUGCACUCGUUACCAAGUGUAUUAAAAAGGAGAAGAAUGUUUCUGAGGAUGGAGAAGCUGAAAUUCUACAAAAGCUCCAGCGAGACGAUUUCUUAGACGAUCCAGGCCUGAAAAACGACCCCAAACACAGACCGAUAAGGCUCCCACUCCAUCAGUCAUGCAACUUUCUUACAGCAGACACAGCUACCUUAUUAAAGGAGGAAUCACCUCAUCACACCUGUUUAAAGUCACCAAGAACAGAACGCCGGGAGUUGCCGUGUACAAACCAAUUUCACGCAGGUGAUCAGCCUUCUACGGUUGGAGAUCUUUUCCAGAACUUAAGCGUUUCAGACAAAGAGGAGCUUCUGUUCAUCCAGCUUCCUGAUACCAUUCCCGGCCCCCAGAAAGCCAGUAGUUCUGAUAAAUCAUCCAAAAAAGAGGGUAAGGAGAAGCCUGAGGACAAGCAGACGUCUUAUUCCAAAGCACAGGAUCCGGGGGAGAAGGAGGCUGUGCCGGUACUCUCAGACUUCUCAGAAGGACUGAUAGGAAGGCUGCAAAUCAGGAAAUCUGGCAAAGUACAGCUGGCUAUGGGGGAUAUUACGCUGGACGUCUCUGAAGGAGCAGCGUUUUCAUUUCUGCAGCAACUAGUGUCUGUGCGUCUCACGGAGGGUCUGACUGGAGACAUGACCGUGCUCGGCAACGUCACACACAAGUUGGUGUGCUCGCCUGACUUUGAGGCUCUCCUCCAGGGGGUCAAAACAACCCCCCCCACACAGUCACUCUCCAAGUUUUAGAUUCAUGUGUGAAAGUGUAAAUCCUUUUUCAGACAGAAACAGUUUUAUAUAUAGGUUAUAGGAUAAAUAUUCUGUCACAUCAUGUAAAAUUAUUUUUUUUAAUUUAUUUUUUUAUCAUUUUUUUUCUGACGUAUAUAGAAGCAAAUGAGGAGCCAUAUAAUUAAUUUAACAUGGUACAAAUAUCAGAUACCAGAUAUGUGGCAAACACAUUAGAGGUGCAAAGCAUCAGUAGGCAGCUAUAGGAAGACAGAUAGGUCAAUUCUAAAAGUAUUAAGUAGCUCCUAAUUUUAUAUUAUUAAACUGUUUAAGCUAAUUAUAUAAAUGCAACUAAUAGUUAAUUAUUACCGCAAGUUGGUUAUAAGGUCAGUUAUUCUUCUAUGGGGUGGGGGUCUUGAUAGUGGUGUAUAAAUCAAGUAGGCACUCCCAUCACAGUCAUUUAGGCCAAAAUUUCUUACCACUACUAUAUUACUAUUCUACAAAGGAUGUGUGUAAUAUGUAUUACUCCACCUUCCCAAAUAAAACUUACGCUGUAUGAAAAUGUAAAUUAAGUCUGUAAAUACUUACAUUUCUUACAGUGUACAAUUGUUCUUUGACAAUGUUGUAAUUAUUUAAUUUCAUUUAAUGUUGUGUUGUACUGUAAAAAUAAUACUCUUAACAGCUUUUGUAGAAAAUGUAUUUAUUGAGUAAUGAAGAUAUGAUACAAAACAG